UUCUUUUCACAUACAGUUCCGAUUUCUAUCGCUCGUUUGACUACCUUUACAUUCGUUAAUUAUCUUAAUACAACAUGCGUAUCCAAUCUCUCGCUCUCUUGGCCGGUGCCACUACCGCCAUCGCGGCCGAAACAGUCACUCUUUUCCUCCCUGGAUUCGACGAGCAAAGAAUUGAGGCCAAGGUCAUUGGAACUAGCCGCUCCAUGACCAAAUAUUUUAUCAAGUGCGCUGCCGACGUUGAGUCCGACGAGUGCGGCAUUCCACCAUCUGGCAUAACCGUGGCCCAAGGCUCUUCAACUGUCAACCUGCUGUACGCCAUGGAUGAUAUCACCAUGGCCGAGAGCUGCAAGUAUGAUGCUACAAGCGCGAGGUGCAACGCAACCUUCGAAAAGCACGGCACGACCUCCAGCUGGAACUCGGCCGUUGCUAUCUCUGAAAUUCCCGGUGGUGCAUUGAUGCCUGUGACUAUCACCGCAACUGGAACUGAUAGCACUUCCGCCACCACCGGUGCCUCGGUCUCAGCUUCUACUGCCGCUUCGACUAGCGGUGCCACUGGUACUAGCACUGCUGGUGGCUCCUCGGAUAGCAGCAGUGCUGCUGCCACCAGCCAGACCGAGUCUGGUAAUGCUGCUAUGCCCAUGAUUACUGGAAACGCGCGCUGGGUUGCCGGUGGUGCUGCAGCUGCACUGGCCCUUGUCGCUCUGUGA
Molecule: messenger RNA, 707 nt
Organism: Penicillium verrucosum
Lineage: Eukaryota; Fungi; Ascomycota; Eurotiomycetes; Eurotiales; Aspergillaceae
Product: putative GPI anchored glycoprotein
Exons: 3
Coding region: 75-707 (210 amino acids)
Source: RefSeq, a predicted model, not a curated record